AGCCUUCCUGCUGAUACCACAUCACAGAGUGAAUAGAAAUAUAUUGAUCAACGGAGAAGGGAGGCCCUAAGGCUCCCUGGCAAAUUCCUCUAACUCUGCGAUCUCUGGGACAGCAACCUACCAAAAUGUACCGAGCCUGCAACCUGGGUCAGAAGCCUCCGUAAUAGAACAAACGAAAUCUCAGCCAACACCGUUCGAGAUUGUUCCUGCGGCGAGCACGCGAACUGACAUGGCUAGCGGCAACCACAGCCUAGAAGGUGCACCUGCAGAGGAGGAGGUGCCUCUGAUCGACACAGGCGUUCCUGCAGCGCCAGAGGGAGACGUGGAGAUCGGCAGGCAGGAUUCUGCGAAGAGGCAGCCGCGUACAAAGCUGGGGCUGCUGCCCUUGGUGGCCCUCAUCUUCUAUGAGGUCUCUGGCGGCCCCUUCGGCACAGAAGACGCCGUCACAUCUGCGGGGCCGCUGAUUGCUCUGCUGGGUUUCCUGAUCCUGCCCUUUGUGUGGAGCGUGCCAGAGGCCCUGGUCACCGCUGAGCUGGCCACAGCCUUCCCCGAAGACAGCGGGUACGUGGCGUGGGUGACGGCUGCGUUCGGCCCCUUUUGGGGCUUCCAGGAGGGUUGGUGGAGCUGGCUGUCCGGCGUCACUGACAACAGCGUCUACCCCGUCCUCUUCCUCUCCUACCUCGACGCCGUCGUGCCAGGGUUGCUGCAGGGGUGGUCGCGCCCGUGCAGCCUCUUCGCAGUCUCCAUCCUGCUCUCCUACCUCAACUAUCGUGGCCUGACCAUUGUGGGCCGCGUGGCCAUCGGCAUGACGCUGUUCAUCGUGCUCACGUUCCUGGUGCUCAUUGGGCUGUCCAUCCCGCGGCUGCACCCCGCCAACUGGCUCAUCGUGGACCUGGGCACCGUUGAGUGGCGCCCCUUCAUCAACGUCAUGUUCUGGAACCUGAAUUACUGGGACUCUGUGAGCACGCUGGCGGGCGAGGUGGCGAGCCCCGGCAAGACCUUCCCGCGCGCGCUGCUGAUGGCGGUGGGCUUAGUCAUCUUCAUGUACGUGGCUCCCCUGGCCGCCUGCUUAGGCGUCAUGUCCGAGGCCGGUGACUGGAAAUUGGGCUUCUUCGCAACCGUCGCGCAGCGCGUCGGCGGCAACUGGCUCGCCUGGUGGAUGCUCGCGGCCGCCGCGGUGAGCCAGAUCGGGCAGUUUGAGGCGGAGAUGAGCAGCGACUCCUUCCAGCUGCUGGGCAUGGCCGAGCGCGGAUUCCUGCCGGCCUGUCUCGCGCGGCGUUCCCGGCACGGCACCCCCACCCUCGCCAUCAUACUCUCCUCCGUUGGCAUCUGCACGCUCUCCAUGUUUGACUUCCGCCAGAUUGUGGAGCUGCUGAACAUUGUGUACUGCCUGGCGGAGCUGACGGAGUUUGCCGCCUUCAUCCAUCUGCGCGUAGCUGCCCCGCACCUGCGCCGCCCCUUCCGCAUCUGCCUGCCCACCUGGGGCUGCGUCCUCAUGCUGACACCUGCCACCAUGCUGCUGCUGACUCUCAUCGUGCAGCCCAUCCUGGACCUUGACCUCAUGGUGAUGGGGUGGACAGCUGGCGCCAUAGUGGUGGGCGCAGUCAUGUACCCCACGCUGCGUCUGAUGCGCAGCAAGAAGUGGUGCCGCUUUGUGGGGCAGGACCCUCACGAGUACAAGGUGGCGCUGCGCGGGGGCAUCCCCCCAGAGCCCCAGCAUAACCAGCUUUGCGGCAGUCUACGGCGCUCUCAGCGAUGACGAGGCAGACAGCGCUGCCCAGCGGGCAGCCUUUGGGCCGCCCAACGGGCAGGCGGCUGCGCAGCCGUCUAGCGGUAUUUUAUAGCAACGCCCGCGCGCCCGCGCACUCUGAAUAUGGCUGGUCCCUUGGAUUCUAGGAAUGGUUCAUGCCAUUGGAUGCGCUGGGAUUUGCAUCAGGCAGUCAAUAAACGCUAUUUUCUGCACCUGAUCAUGACGAAGGAGUUCAAAGGAUGCAGAAGGCGUCUCCCACCACGUUUUGGAGUGGGGCCGGGGUACUAGGUCACUGUUUGUGAUCAGCAUGCAUGUUCGCAACGUUGCUGUAUUUGACGGCGUAGAUUGAGGAGGGGCAAAGUGGAGUGUGUAGGGAAUGACAAGCAUAAUGCUUAAUUUGAAUUCUCUGAUGAUUAAUCCAUGAUUCAAAAAGCCCUCAUUGGGUCAUGUUGAGAGUGAGAGAUUGUCAGGUCGCCAGCAUGCAGUCAUGGGCAUUGGCCGAAGGAUUGCCUAGACACAAGAAUUGGUGUUGUCGCAUCCAAUUGUGCCACAUAGGAGGGCGAUCUGGUGAAAUGCAUGUGUGUAAUAUUGCUUGAUUUUG
This is a messenger RNA of Coccomyxa subellipsoidea C-169, 2351 nucleotides long. RefSeq names its product amino acid transporter. Gene Ontology annotation, molecular function: transmembrane transporter activity. Gene Ontology annotation, cellular component: membrane. Gene Ontology annotation, biological process: transmembrane transport. The coding region runs from base 230 to 1759 and encodes 509 amino acids. The record is from RefSeq and is a predicted model, not a curated record. The transcript is spliced from 10 exons. Lineage: Eukaryota; Viridiplantae; Chlorophyta; Trebouxiophyceae; Coccomyxaceae.